GAAACAUGAGAAGUUAUUUCAGUCAACCUGAAACAUAUACAAAUAUUAGCAUUGAAGCACUUAAGACACAACUCGCAGUGAAUCUUCUGCUCCAGAAUCAAGCUCAGCUCUCGAGCAUUUUGGGAAACAUGCAUUCAACUAAUGUGAUGAUGAAUCCAAGUAGCCUUAACCAUGUUUCUUCAAUUUUAAACAUGGUGAAUACUUCGAAGACACCUCAGGUCAUAAAUAGACCAAUUCCUACUUUUGGGAAUGAAAAUAUUUUGAUGAAUCAAGCUGGAAGCUACGUUCCUGGAAUUUUCGAGAACCCAGGAUUCAUCAACUCGAAAGUACUUCCUUUACCUAGCAACUUUGGAAUUACGGCAGUUGAGAAAUCAUCACCAGUAAAAGCAUCUAGUGAGCCUUUAAAGAAAAUUGAUGAGACUAGGAAAAGCUCAUUGUCUAUUGACCAGACAGUUGCUGACCUUGACACUAAAGCAGGAGAGUCUUCUGAGCCUUGUGGAGAAACCAAGCCGACUAGCCUCGUGUUUAACAUUAGAAGGUACAACAAAAAGCAGAAAAAGUUCAUCUUAUUAACACGUCAUAGAAAGCUCAUUACUAAAUGUGAGCAUACUGAUGAAGAGUACUAUGCUAAAGGGAUGUGAAAGAAGUGCUACCAUAACAAAGGAGAGAGGUCUAAAUAUGCAACUACUUGUGGACACACAGAUAAGUUCCAUUACGCUAAAGGACUUUGCAAGGGGUGUUACCUAACAGAGUACCAUAAAGGAAGGAAGCCAAAACCUUCAGCAUAGACCUGAUAGCCAAAUUGUAUUUGGAAGGAUACACACCGCUUGUGUAUUUCGAAAUUAGAGUAUCUGCAGGACAAGGAAUUCGAAAUUACUCGAGUGAGGGUCUUACCUCAUUUUUGCAAUACGAAAUAGCAAGAAUGACAUCAACCCAUAACUCUUGUAUACCUCUCCUUGAACCUAGUUGACGCAAACUAGGGUUUGUCAAUACGCUAGUUGCUCUAAUUUAUUCGUUUCCGAUUAAUAAUCACCUUCCGGAAUAACUCUCUCCUUUACUUUUAUUUUCCU
Moneuplotes crassus is the source of this 1070-nucleotide messenger RNA. The record is from the annotation of a GenBank genome assembly. Lineage: Eukaryota; Ciliophora; Spirotrichea; Euplotida; Euplotidae.